AAAAGGUCUUCCACAUACCCGGCCUGUCUCCGGACAUGAUGCAGUUCAUCAUUGAGUUUGCGUACACUGGCUUGGUCUCCGUGACGGAGGAAAACGUGCAGGAGCUGCUGCUGGCAGCCGAUCAGCUCAACGUCAUGGGCGUGGUGCAAACUUGCCGCGACUUCCUGGGCGAGCAGCUCUGCCCAAAGAACUGCAUCGGCAUCUUUCAGGUCACCGACACCUGCUUGUCCCCCGAGCUGCGGCUCAAGGCCUACCACUUCAUCGUUGAUCACUUUGAGAAGGUGGUUUUGUCCGAAGAGUUCCCGCAGCUCUCCGUGCAGCAACUCGCCGACAUCCUCGAUAGAGACGACCUCAAUGUGAGCAAAGAGAGCGCGGUGUUCGAGGCCAUCCUUCGCUGGAUCGCCCACGAACCCGAAGUGCGAAAAGCACACAUCGCAGUGCUCUUCUCUAGGGUGCGACUGGUGUUGACGAGUAACGACUACGUGAGGUUGAACGUGAUGUCCAAUGAGCUGGUGAAAAACAACGCUGAGUGCCUGGAAAUGGUCAGUUCAGCCAUCGAAAUCCUAAGUCCCAUCAUGAGGUUCAGACCCUCUGUGUCGCAGCUCCACAGCCCUCUCCCCCGCCCUCGCCUGCCUAACGCCAUCCUGUUGGCCAUUGGGGGCUGGAGCGGCAUCAAUCCAACGAACAGCAUCGAGUCGUACGACGUCAGCACCGACCUCUGGAUGCUGGUGACAGACCAAGACGAGAGUCCUCGCGCCUACCACGGCACCGCCGUCCUCAACGGGAGCAUCUACUGCGUCGGCGGCUUCAACAAGGUCGAACAUUCCAACAGCGUGCGCAGGUUUGACGUGAGCACGCGCACCUGGCACGAGGCGGCAUCCAUGAACCACCGCCGAUGCUACGUGAGCGUCGCUGUGCUAGGCGAGUGCAUCUACGCCAUGGGAGGUUAUAACGGGCACUCACGACUCAGCACCGCAGAGUGCUACAGGCCCGAGACCAACCAGUGGAGUCUCAUCGCGCCGAUGCACGAUCGUAGGAGUGACGCCAGCAGCACGACGCUCCACAACAAGAUUUACAUUUGUGGCGGUUUCAAUGGGGUCGACUCUCUGCAAACGGUUGAAUUUUACAGCCCAGAGACCAACCAGUGGACAAUGAUCAGCCAAAUGACCUGCCGGCGCACUGGAAUUGGCAUCGUUGCAUAUGCAGACCAUGUCUACGCAGUUGGCGGUUUUGAUGGCUCCGUCCAUCAGAGCAGCGCAGAGGUCUACAACCCUAGGAGCAACACCUGGCGGCAAGUGUCCCCUAUGUUGACUUCCCGCAGCUUCUUUGGUAUCGAAGUGCUCAACAACCGGAUCUAUGUGGUUGGGGGCCAUAACGGCCGCUCCUUCUACAGUAAAGUCGAGUACUACGACGCAACGAAUGACGAGUGGACGGAGGCUCGUCACAUGGAUAUUUGCCGCAGUGCCGUGAGCUGCUGUGUGUUGUCCGGGCUCCCCAACAUGGAUGAGUACGUUUUCCCCCGUGACUCCCUGUCCAUUAUCAGUUUGGAUGACGUGUCUGUGGACUCUGAAGAGUCUUCAGAACACUUCUGAACAGUGCCGUGGUGCCAUCAUCCACCCGGCAAGACGUAAAGCAUAAAAUAAGAAAAUAAAUAUUUCUUGUGCAUUGAA
Molecule: messenger RNA, 1670 nt
Organism: Anarrhichthys ocellatus (wolf-eel)
Lineage: Eukaryota; Metazoa; Chordata; Actinopteri; Perciformes; Anarhichadidae
Product: kelch-like protein 10
Exons: 4
Coding region: 36-1592 (518 amino acids)
Molecular function (GO): protein binding
Source: RefSeq, a predicted model, not a curated record